AUGUUGGUGGGAUCUUCUGUGAGAUCCGCGACCGUUGGUUCGUCGCCUUCAGUGUCUCCAGUGUCAGCCAAAACUCCACGGCCUAGACCACCACUUUCAAUACGGAGUCCGCCGUCUGACAACUCCCUGUUAAGGAAGCGGGAGGCAGAUAGAUUCGGCAGGCAGCGAUUGAAAGGCGACGGGUUUAUGAAAUCAAGGGUGAAGCACGUAUCCCAAAACAUCAUACGUUCGAAAUGGACGGUUCUAGAUGGAGACGCUCAAGCGAAGGUAGAAGAGCUGUUGCGCUCAACAGAGCUACCAGUCCUUGCUAGUUACUCUUCGGAGCAACGGAAAAUUGUAGCACAAAUAGCUCUACGGUCUAUCAACGGAACGCUGUGCAAAUGCCUUCCGCGGAUGCCAUUUCCUCCAAAGACUAAGGAGAUACAUUUUGAUUACGAUACACUUGUGAAAGAUAAUCGCGAUCUGCAGCAGUCAUUAGCUACUUCAGUGAAGUCCAAUUUGUCACUUGUCAAUGAAGUCGAGAAGCAGAAGCUUGCUCUUUCGUCAGAACGGCACGAACUUGAGGGUCUUGGAUCCGCAGACCGAAGAGUGGUCGGCUGA
Molecule: messenger RNA, 600 nt
Organism: Letharia columbiana
Lineage: Eukaryota; Fungi; Ascomycota; Lecanoromycetes; Lecanorales; Parmeliaceae
Exons: 4
Coding region: 1-600 (199 amino acids)
Source: RefSeq, a predicted model, not a curated record